CCUCUAUAGCGGAGGCUGAAAGGAAAGCCGGGAUGUUGCAAGCGAUGAAACGCCGUUUGGCUGAUUUUCCCACCGAAGCGCGGGAGUUGUGUUGGUCAGAAUCCGUGCCGUACCUUGAUAUUCUUCCGACUCCCCUUGAAUUCUACCGGGAAUGGAUCUGCCCAAACAAACCAUGUAUAAUCCGAAAUGCUUUCCACCACUGGCCGGCUCUGAAGAAGUGGACCCUGGGUUACUUGAGGCAAAUAAUGGGAUCCAAGCUGGUGAGUGUGGCAGUAACCCCCAAUGGUUAUGCUGAUGCAGUUUAUCAGGACUGGUUUGUUAUGCCAGAGGAGCGUCAUAUGCCUUUCAGUGCGUUUUUGGACAUUUUGGAGAAAAAGAUAACUUCUCCAGGGGUGUUCUAUGUGCAGAAACAGUGUUCAAACCUGACUGAGGAAUUCCCUGAACUUUUAGGUGACGUGGAGCCUGAGAUACCUUGGAUGAGCGAAGCACUGG
Thamnophis sirtalis is the source of this 492-nucleotide messenger RNA. NCBI's taxonomy places the organism in Eukaryota, Metazoa, Chordata, Lepidosauria, Squamata, Natricidae. The record is from RefSeq and is a predicted model, not a curated record.